AUGGCUAGUGAGGAUAGUUUUCUAGUGCUAGUACACCACAGAGGAUCGAUUAAGAGAAAAACUCGGUCUGGCGUGAAGUUCACUGAUAAGGAUCCUCUAUGUAUUAUCGUGAGCCCUACGACCAGCUACGAUGCUCUCGUUAGCUCCGUGCUGGUGAAGCUUGGUCUGGGAGGAGUGAAAAGGGUCAUGUUUAUUUCUCAUAGGCAGUUUCCCGAGGUCAGGACACCAGAUAUGUUGGUAAAGUUGGUUGACGUCGUAUCCAGCUCGGGUGGGUCGAACCGGAAUGCCAACACUAUAGCCGCGGUGGCCGGUUCGAGCUCGAGACCUGCGGUUGCUUCAUCCUCCGUCCCAGUGUAUGAGCCAGCGAUCCAACUUGCCGCCUCCCAAUCGUUUGCUGUUGAUCUCAGCGGCAACGUUGGAGACGAGGUUGGAUAUGGGGAACAUCUUCCGACCGAAGUACAGUGUCCUACACCGGCUGGUGUUGGAGAGGGAUUGUUUGAUGAUCCAGAUGACGAUGAUGUCGAGCCUGAUACGAUCGCUGAUGAAAGCGGCGAUGAUGUUGGAGCGAGUGAUCCGAUAAGGGCUACUGGUGGAUCAAGUUCUGGCACACAGCAAGUUCCAGGUGGUCAACAAUUUAAGGAUAAAGAUGAGGCGCUGUUGAGUGUGAAGACGUACAGCAUCCGCCGAGGGGUACAGUACAAGGUAGUUGAGUCUGACUAUCGCAGGUACGUGGGAAAGUGUUCUGAGUUUGAGAAUGGGUGCACAUGGUUGAUUCGGUUGAGUCUCCGGCAACGCAAGGGCAUCUGGGAAGUCAAGCGGUACAACGGACCGCAUACCUGUCUCGCCACCUCCAUCUCCAGCGACCAUAGGAGUUUGGACUACCAUGUGAUAGCGACAUUCAUUAUGCCAAUGGUUAGGGCUGACGCAUCCGUCAACAUCAAGGUGCUUCUAAAUGCCACGGCUGCACAGUUUGGCUUUAGGUCUACAUAUAGGAGGGUGUGGAUGGCGAAGCAGAAGGCGGUUGCAAUCAUCUAUAGGGACUGGGAUGAGUCCUGUCAUCAGGACUUGCCCUGUUCGAGUUGGGGGACAGGUGGACGAGUCCCAGGCUUAUUUUCAUAG
This is a messenger RNA of Arachis ipaensis, 1119 nucleotides long. Lineage: Eukaryota; Viridiplantae; Streptophyta; Magnoliopsida; Fabales; Fabaceae. The record is from RefSeq and is a predicted model, not a curated record.